UUAAAGUACUCAAAGUGAUUUCUAUUGUUAUCAAAGAUAACACUAAUAAGCACAUCACAAUGAACGUACAUGAUAAGCUGUAUUAAGCUAUAUUAGAUGUGGAUAACUGUGUUUUAAAAAGUUUCAUGUGAUAUUCGGAUAACUAUUUUCAGGACUGUGACAGAGAAUUGCUCAAAAUGACCAGCAAUAAUGCUCGACCACCAGUACAGAAAAAACUAGUCAUAGUAGGUGAUGGAGCAUGUGGUAAAACAUGUCUAUUAAUAGUCUUCAGUAAAAAUGAAUUUCCAGAGGAACAUAUACCAACAGUUUUUGAAAAUUAUGUGGCCGAUAUCUUUGUGGAUAAUCAACAUGUUGAACUGGCAUUAUGGGAUACAGCAGGACAAGAAGAAUAUGACCGUCUGCGACCAUUAUCUUACUCUAACAAUGAUGUUGUGCUUAUGUGCUUUAGUCUCGACAACAAAGAUAGUCUUGAUAAUGUUUCUGAAAAAUGGAAACCUGAAGUAAGCCAUUACAUGCCUAGAGUACCAAUAAUCCUUGUUGGAACCAAAAAAGACUUAAGAACUGGCUCCAAAUCCAAAAAAUCUAAUUCAGAUGUUGAACAAGUUACAUAUGAAAAAGGUCUCCAAAUGAAAGAGAUGAUCAAGGCACAUGAAUAUCUUGAAUGCUCAUCCAAGACAAGAGAAGGGGUUAAAGAAGUGUUUGAAGCUGCUACUCGAGCAGCUCUUAAGAAUAAUCGAAGGAAACCAAAUGCUAGGAAAUGUAAAAUUUUUUAAACUGUAUAUGCCAGAAUUAAGCUGAAACUAAUUUUAAUUUAGUAUAUUAUCUUAUUUUGCUGAAAGUUUAGAUCUUAAACAUUUACCAGUUUUCACUUAGAACAAAGGAGGAUCAGGGUGAUGACAUUCACUGUCUCAAUUAAAUAUAUGUACACCCCUACGUUUUUACUGUUAUUAGAAUCUGAUUAGCAUAUAAAUUUAUUAAAUCCAAGCACAAAUUAAACUGUAUAUAUAAUGGCUUGGUUUCAGAUAAUUUCUGAAUUAUUAUUUUUAAAUAUAAUUAAAGAUAACUGCAUGAAAUCAGUAAAAACUACAUGUAAACUCCAUAUGACCAUAACUUAAACAUGCAUUAUGCAAGAGCUAAAUCUGCCUAUUGCAGGUCUUUCUUUAAGGCAUUUAAUGUUAUCUAAAUUAUUAAUUAGAGAUUACUGAACUUACCAAGACCAUAAUCAGCUCUCGAUGCCAUCAGAUGCCUGCGAUUUUUAGCGGAUUUGAAUACACUUUGUGGUGAAUGAAAUAACCAUAAAUAUGGAAAAUUGAGACUUUGUUAGAAGCAAUUUGAUUGUAAUUUUCAGCAUAUUCUCUUUUCAUUAUCUAUUUUGUAACAAUUUUAGUAAGAAAUUUUAGCUCUUUAUCUAAUCUUACCUGAUGCCCCUUUAAAUGAGAUAGAUGUCUUUAAUUUAAUUUAGGUCACAAUAUAUAUCAUUGAAUUGGGUUGUUCUGAUGCUUAUGGUAAUUUGAUGGGAUAUUUUUGUUUAGAAAUAUUAAAGAUACAUUAUUGGAGAUUAGAUAAAGGGCUGGCAGUUCUCACUAUAAUAGUUAAAACCUAUAGAUAAUGUAAAGGGAAUUUGUGGAAAAUUUCAGUCAAAUUGAUCCACUCUGAACUGAGAAUUUGGCGAUUGAAUUUUCAGCCUAGCCUCGAUCAUCAUUACCAAAGUCGGUAUGAUAAAAACAUAGUCUCGAUUAUCCAUUUCAUGAUUAAAUCAUGAAUGAAACUUGAGUAGCAAAUCGGAUCCUAAUCCAGUAAUUAUUGCAGGCUAGCGAUGACAUCGAGAGUUGAUUAUGGUCUGGAUAAGUUAAUUAAUGUCUAAUUAAUAAUUUAAAUAACAUUUCAGGCCUAAAGGAAGACCUGCAAUAGGCAGAAUUAGCUCUUGCAUAAUGUACGUUUAAGCAGAAUUUGUCUAUCUUUUACUGUAUCUAACUUCAUCUUUAGAUUUAGACUAUUCAAAUCACAAAACAAAUCAAAAUAUAAAAUCCAAUGAAAUCAAAAUUUUGGGUGGAACAAGUUGUGUGUGUGUUGGUAUUUAUAGAUUUGAAUAACGAUAGUAUGUUUUUAGCAUGUACACUUUUGAUUGAGUCUUAGACUCUACUUGACUUAUUGCUCUUGCAUCUUGUUAUCUACAUUUACCAAUUUAUAUUAUGUAUAUUACCUGAAUUAGCUUUAUAUCAAUUGAAGAAAUUCAUUUUCUGUGGUGGACUUCUGCUUCAUAUAUAAUAUAUUCUUUCCUGAAAGAAAUUGAACUUCAUUCUUAAAACCGUUUUUCUUAAAAUAUCAACUUAAUAUAAAACAACACAGUUCUAUGAAUAACAAUCACUAUAUUAUAUACACAACACAUUUCAAGAAGAUUUCAUUAGUUGUUUUUUGUAUGCUUGAAAUCUUAUCGAAGUGUUGUGUGUACCGUAUAUAAUAUUGUGAUUGUUAUCCAUAGAACUGUGCCGUGUUAUAUUAUGUUUAAUCACCAAAUGCCAAUCUAAAAACAUAUAUCAACUUUAAUAUGUAAUUAUGUAUAAUAAAUCUCAUAAAUAUCUAAUGUUUAUAUAUCUAAAAUUCUUCUUUGUCUAGAAGACAUUACCUUUCAAUUAAAAGUGAUUAACAUUUA
Molecule: messenger RNA, 2653 nt
Organism: Patella vulgata (common limpet)
Lineage: Eukaryota; Metazoa; Mollusca; Gastropoda; Patellidae
Product: ras-like GTP-binding protein RHO
Exons: 3
Coding region: 177-773 (198 amino acids)
Biological process (GO): small GTPase-mediated signal transduction
Molecular function (GO): GTPase activity; GTP binding
Source: RefSeq, a predicted model, not a curated record